Messenger RNA from Aspergillus oryzae RIB40, 2217 nucleotides. RefSeq lists its product as uncharacterized. The transcript has 3 exons. The coding region runs from base 1 to 2217 and encodes 738 amino acids. The record is from RefSeq and is a predicted model, not a curated record. Gene Ontology annotation, molecular function: GTP binding; GTPase activity; microtubule binding. Lineage: Eukaryota; Fungi; Ascomycota; Eurotiomycetes; Eurotiales; Aspergillaceae. Gene Ontology annotation, cellular component: membrane; microtubule; cytoplasm.
AUGGUCCUUAAAAAAUUCUUUACAAACUCCCUUGAAGAGCUUUGCACGAAGGAGCAACUAGAAUUGCUCGACUCCAUUGACACGCUGCGCUUGCAGGGCAUCAGCCAUUAUAUUUCGCUUCCCCAAAUCAUCGUUUGUGGAGAUCAAUCUUCUGGGAAGAGCUCGGUCCUGGAAGCGAUCUCGGGCGUAUCAUUCCCUGUACGAAGUAACCUCUGUACACGAUUUCCUACAGAGCUCGUCCUGCGCAAGAGCCCACAGAUCGGGGUGAGCGUGUCCAUUGUGCCACAUCAUUCACGAACGGAGGCAGAACAGCAGUCUUUAAGCCAAUUCCACGAGCAGCUCGAAGGCUUCGACGGCUUGCCACGUCUUAUCGACAAUGCAAAAGCGAUCAUGGGUAUCUCUACGCACGGAAAGGCGUUUUCCAAUGAUCUACUUCGGGUAGAGGUGUCAGGCCCUGACCGGCCGCAUUUGACCAUUGUCGAUCUACCCGGUCUUAUCCAUUCGGAAACCAAGCAGCAGUCAGCUGCGGAUGUUAAACUCGUGCAGGAUGUUGUACAAUCCUAUAUGCGGGAGCCGCGUUCAAUUAUUCUAGCUGUGGUCUCUGCAAAGAACGAUUUUGCCAAUCAAAUUGUUCUUACACUAGCCCGGGAGGCAGAUAGGACCGGAUCUCGGACGCUGGGUGUCAUCACCAAACCCGAUACGCUGACCCCAGGAUCGGAGACUGAGGCGAUGUUUGUCUCACUGGCGAAAAAUCAACAGGUCUCCUUCCGGCACGGUUGGCAUGUACUGAAAAACCAGGAUUCAGAGAAGAGCAAUGGUACGUUAACAGAACGGGAUGCGGAGGAAGAACAUUUUUUUGCCAAGGGUGUCUGGCGAGAUCUUCCGUUAUCUGAUGUGGCUAUAAAGCCGUUUCGGGAGCGCCUCAGCAAGGUACUGCUUGGGCAGAUUGCGACUGAACUUCCCAGCCUGAUAGAAGAAAUUCAAGUCCAAGUUGGCGACUGUCAACGAAGGCUAGAGAGGCUUGGAAGCCCUCGAACAACGAUAGCGGAGCAGAAGUACUAUCUUUUGCAUAUCAGCCAGAGUUUCCAGAACCUUGUGAGAACUGCUACCGAUGGCACCUACAAUGACCCAUUCUUCAAUAGUGGCCAGUCAACGAGUGGCUAUAGCAGACGGAUACGUGCCACAAUACAAAAUCUGAAUCAAGAAUUCACUGAAAGGAUCACUUCGGGCGGUCAUUAUCGUCAAAUAACAGAUGGAGAUGAGAGCGAGGCGGUAUCGAGACAACAGGUUUUAGUGACGCGAGAAGAAUAUAUCCAGCAUAUCCAAAAUGUCCUCAAACACACACGAGGCAAAGAGCUCCCCGGCACGUUCAAUCCAUUGAUAAUAGGGGAGCUAUUCAGGGAGCAAUCCAGUCAAUGGGAGGCUAUCGCGCGAGGUCACGUAACGACAGCCUGGAAUAUUGCGAAAGACUUCGUUCGAGCUGUUGUACUGCAUAUAGGUGAUAUUACUACGGCAAAGGGGCUGCUCCGGGAGAUUGUAGACCCGAGGUUUGACCAGCUGCUCAGAGAUCUACAACAACGAACCAGUGAACUUCUGCAGCCCCAUCAGCAGGGCCAUCCAAUUACAUACAAUCACUAUUUUACCGAGAAUCUUCAAAAGGCCCGGCGCGAAGCCUGGGGAGAUGGUCUCUCAACGAUCAUUUGCAACUUCUUCGGUGUCUCAUCCUUGGAAGCGACCUCUCUGGAUGGCCCAUCAUACAAUCUCCGUCAUCUUCAUGAUUCAAUCCUUCAGUCCACAGAGUCUAGCAUGAGUCGCUUUGCUGCCACAGAGGCGCUUGAGUGUAUGCUUGCGUACUACAAGGUCGCUCUAAAACGGUUUAUCGACGGUGUGGCGAUCGAGGUCAUCGAGACCAAUCUCAUCAAGCCACUCGCGGAUAUAUUUGCGCCGUUACUUGUCUUCGAUAUGGCAGAUGACCUGGCGACACGUAUUGCGGGAGAGUCAAUAGAGAACAAAUCUCUCCGAGAUCAACUCUCCCGCAAACUGCAUAUCCUGCGGAAGGGAUCUGAGACUUGUAGAAUGUUUAUCGGUAUACGAGGGCUCGGGGAUCAGCCAAUAGGAGCCCCCUCAAUCGAGCAGAGGGAUUUGAAGAGAUCGAAAAAGUCCAAAAAGGGGAAGACCAAAAAGAAAUCGAGUCGGUCUGACGACUGGGAGCUUUGA